CUAAAGAGAGUUUACACAGCACACGAUCCCAUAUAUGAUGAUGGAAGAAGAAACGACAAUUAUGGCGGCAAUCUCCACUCUCCGCCCUUCUCAGCUUUCAGAUCUCAGUUACUCCAUCUUCUCCCUUUCUUUCCAUCACCGCCGCCGUCUUUGCCACCUUCUCUCCUCCCCUUGUCUCUUCUUUCUCACCCUCCACCGCCUCCACACUCUAUCACUCCCCCAAAAGACCCUCCUCAUCGCCCGCCACCUCCUCUUUUCCCUCCAUCACCUCACCUGUUACUUCCAGCCUCCACCUCCACGGCUGUCAAACCGUUCCACCACCAUAAACCACCGCGAUCUUGACGCCGUCCUCCUCCUCCUCUUUCUUUGUGAAGCAUACCAUGAUAACCCGGAAGCACUCGAGAGACCGCACGGUGAAUGGCGCCAAGUCUUAGCUAGUAUAUGCUCCAACAUCACGUUGAAGAUCACCGGUAUCACUGGCAUCUUCGACGGUGCUGCUUUGAUCCCGUAUAUCGAAAUGGUGACGAGGUGUAAGAGGCUGCUAGGAAUAAUGGGAUGCGGUGGGAAAGAAGGGAAGGAGGUGGCCGCAUCACCGGAAGCGGUGGUGUCGUUGCCGGCGGUGGAGGUGAGAGGCGGUGGCGUGGAGUGCGUGAUAUGCAAAGAGGAGAUGAGAGAAGGACGAGAGGUGUGUAAGUUGCCGUGCCAGCAUUUGUUCCAUUGGAUGUGCAUAUUGCCAUGGCUGAAGAAGAGGAACACUUGCCCUUGCUGCAGGUUUCAGCUUCCUUGUGACAAUAUAUUCGGCGAGAUCCAAAGGCUGUGGGGUGUCCUGGUCAAGGCCGGUGGCAAAAGUCUUGAUGAUGAAUGGUCGUGAUUAAAUGUUGGCAACGAACGACACGUGGGAGAAUCAGAGUGUCGUGUCGGGGGAGGUUUACUUGGUGAAAGGCUGGGAGGAAUUGGGUGAAGGCGAUCACUUAUUCUUAUGAUAAGGACACAUGUGGUUUACGUUUAGAUAUCAUAGUGCCUUACAGAAUUCGAUUUUGAUAUCAUUUUAUAAUCCUAAACCAAUCCAUAUAUAAUAUAUGCAUAGCUUACGUAUACUGAAAGGGUGGAAUUG
This is a messenger RNA of Hibiscus syriacus, 1114 nucleotides long. RefSeq names its product E3 ubiquitin-protein ligase SGR9, amyloplastic-like. Gene Ontology annotation, molecular function: ubiquitin protein ligase activity. Gene Ontology annotation, cellular component: cytoplasm. Gene Ontology annotation, biological process: protein ubiquitination. The transcript has a single exon. NCBI's taxonomy places the organism in Eukaryota, Viridiplantae, Streptophyta, Magnoliopsida, Malvales, Malvaceae. Bases 35 to 871 code for a protein of 278 amino acids. The record is from RefSeq and is a predicted model, not a curated record.